AUGAAGGGUGGAGAGAAAAACAAACAGGUCAUUCAUCAGCUUUUGCUACUUUCUGCACUUCUUUUUUCAGGACUAGAAGCCAGUGCUCUAUCAUAUGAUUACACAGCUAGUGUUGAGUGUUUGGAGAAUCCUCAUAAACCACAAUACGGUGGCGGAGUGAUUAUAAACUCAGAGUUGAACGAAGGGUUAGAGGGAUGGUCUGCAUUUGGAGAUGCAAAAAUGGAGCACAAAAUCUCUGCAACUAAUAACUUCGUAGUUGCUCACUCUAGGUUUCAACCUUUCGAUAGUGUCUCUCAGACCCUCCACUUAGAAAAUGACAAACUCUAUACGUUCUCCGCUUGGAUACAGGUGAGUGAAGGAAAGACUUCUGUAAGGGCUGUUUUCAAAACAAAAUCUGGGUACAAGCAUGCUGGUAGCGUUGUGGCUAAGGCAAAUUGUUGGUCCAUGCUCAAGGGUGGCGUGACUGUUGACGAAUCAGGUCCUGCUGAUCUUUACUUUGAGAGUAAUAACACAUCAGUUGAUAUUUGGGUGGAUAGUAUUUCACUGCAACCUUUCACUCAAGAGGAGUGGAAAUCUCACCAAGAUGAAAGCGUUAACAAGAUGAGAAAGAGAAAAGUCAGAAUCCAAGCUGUUGAUACGUUUGGGAAACCUGUAGCUAAUGCAACAGUCUCCGUAUCACAGAAAAGACUCGGUUUCCCAUUUGGGUGUGCUGUAAACCAGAACAUCCUUGGAAAUACAGCUUAUCAGAACUGGUUCUCCUCAAGAUUCACCGUCACUACGUUUGAGAACGAAAUGAAAUGGGCAAGCAUCGAAUCCACACGAGGCAUCGAGGACUACUCCAUCCCGGAUGCCAUGCUCAAGUUCACCAAGAGCCAUGGGAUAGGAGUUCGAGGCCACAACGUCUUGUGGGAAGAUCCUCAGUACCUACCACGGUGGGUUGAUUCACUCUCCACGAAUGAUCUUAAGAACGCUGUCACAAAACGUAUAUACUCCAUCAUGAGAAGAUACAGAGGCCAAGUUAUAGGAUGGGAUGUUGUUAAUGAGAAUUUACACUUUUCUUUCUUCGAAAGCAAGCUUGGUGCGAGAGCUUCUGAAUUGUUUUAUGCAGUUGCUCAGAUGAUUGAUCCAACGCAUACAAUGUUUAUGAACGAGUUUAAUACUGUGGAGGAGAGUAGAGAUAGCAAAGCAACACCGAGUAAGUACCUCGAAAAAUUAAGAUCAAUAAAAUCUAGUCGUAGUAAUACCAACUUAGGAAUCGGACUCGAAUCACAUUUUGGUAGUGGUGCUCCAAAUCUUCCUUACAUGAGAUCAGCCAUUGACACUCUAGCUGCAACUGGAUUGCCUAUUUGGCUCACGGAGGUAGACGUACAAAGCGGCGGUGAUCAGGCAAAAUACUUGGAGCAGAUUCUUAGAGAGGGACAUUCGCAUCCUAAAGUGAAUGGAAUUGUGAUGUGGUCGGCAUGGAGUCCACAGGGAUGUUAUCGUAUGUGUCUGACCGAUAACAAUUUUCGGAACUUGGCAACCGGGGAUGUUGUGGACAAACUUUUGCACGAAUGGGGCGGUAGAGUCGAAGGCAAGACGGAUGUAAAUGGCUUCUUUGAGGUCUCACUCUUCCAUGGAGAUUACGAAGUAAACCUCACUCCCUCAACUGGUUUACCUUCUUCAAGCUCUUUUAAGUUGGCUUCAACAGAUGGUGAACCUCAUCAAACAACGCUGCUCGUCAGGAACUCUUGA
Molecule: messenger RNA, 1734 nt
Organism: Carica papaya (papaya)
Lineage: Eukaryota; Viridiplantae; Streptophyta; Magnoliopsida; Brassicales; Caricaceae
Product: endo-1,4-beta-xylanase 5-like
Biological process (GO): carbohydrate metabolic process
Molecular function (GO): hydrolase activity, hydrolyzing O-glycosyl compounds
Source: RefSeq, a predicted model, not a curated record